AUGAUUUCAGCUAGGGGUUUAGAGCAUGAGACAAGUGAUGAAGACGAGCUGCAGGAAGAAGAGAGAGGAAGUGGAAGGAAGUUGAAGAAGUCGCGUAAAGUAGUAGCUAAAGAGCAUAAAGACCAGCUGCAAAGGCUUAAGGAAAAGGAUCCUGAUUUUUUUAAGUACCUGGAAGAGCAUGAUAAGGAGCUUCUAGAAUUUGAUGAUGAGGAUUUUGAGGAAGAUGGUGGUACAGAUGUGGAGGAUGCAGAUAUGCUUCUAGAUGAGGAAAUUAGAGACCAUGAUAUUGCAAAGAAAGAUGAGAAACCAUCUCUCAAUGUUAUUACUACUGCUAUGGUUGAGUCCUGGUGCAAUUCAGUUCGAGAAAAUGGAAAAAUAAGUGCCAUUCGGUCUCUUUUGAAAGCUUUCAAAAUUGCAUGCCACUAUGGUGAUGAUGGAGGUGUUGAUUCGUCAGUGAAAUAUAGUAUUAUGUCUAGCAGUGUAUUCAAUAAAGUGAUGAUAUUUGUAUUAAGUGAAAUGGAUGGAAUUCUUCGUAAUGUGUUGGGCCUCCCUGCCUAUGGUGGGAAGAAAGAGACUGUAAAUGAACUUCUGCACACAAAAAAAUGGCUGAACUAUAACCACCUGGCGAAGUCUUAUCUUGGAAAUGCCCUAUACGUUUUAAACCAAAUGACUGACACCCAGAUGAUAUCAUUUACUUUACGCCGUCUCAAAUUUUCAUCUGUGCUUUUAGUUGCCUUUCCAGCUCUCUUACGGAAAUACAUUAAGGUUGCCCUUCAUUUUUGGAGUACUGGAGAAGGUGUCCUCCCUCUGGUGGCCUUUUUCUUUUUAAGGGACAUUUGCAUUCGGAUUGGAUCUGAUUGCUUAGAUGAUUGCUUCAAAGGGAUAUACAAAGCCUAUGUUUUGAACUGUCACUUUGUAAAUGCAGCAAAGUUACAGUAUAUUCAAUUUCGUGCGAAUUGUGUCAUUGAACUUCUUGGGGUGGACCUGCCAACUGCAUAUCAACAUGCCUUUGUUUUCAUCCGCCAGUUGGCAAUGAUCUUACGAGAUGCAAUUACUAUGAAAACUAAGGGUUCAUUUCGCAAGGUUUAUGAGUGGAAGUUCAUGAAUUGCCUUGAACUUUGGACUGGAGCUAUCUGUACCUAUAGCUCAGAAGCUGAUCUUAGGCCUCUUGCUUAUCCACUGACCCAAAUAAUUUCAGGGGUUGCACGCCUAGUUCCUACUGCUCGGUACUUUCCCCUUAGAUUGAGAUGUGUUAGAAUGCUUAAUCAGAUUGCUGCUUCUACUGGUACUUUUAUACCUGUUUCUAUGCUGCUUCUGGACAUGUUGGAGAUGAAAGAACUGAAUAGGCCCCCUACUGGAGGUGUUGGUAAAGCUGUUGAUUUGCGUACUGAACUAAAGGUGAACAAGUCUAUCCUGAAGACACGAGCAUUCCAGGAGGCAUGUGUGUUUUCUGUCGUAGAAGAACUGGCUGAACAUCUAGCUCAAUGGAGCUAUUCAGUUGCUUUUUUUGAGUUGUCUUUCAUUCCAGCUGCCCGAGUGAGGAGUUUUUGCAAGACUACCAAAAUUGAAAGGUUCCGGAAACAAAUGAGGGAGCUUAAUCGUCAGAUUGUGGCUAAUUCGAAGUUUACAAAUGAAAAGCGCAUGUCAAUUGCUUUUGUGCCAAACGAUCCUGCAGCAGCAUCUUUUCUUGAGGAUGAAAAGAAGUCAGGGGCGAGUCCUUUGUCACAGUAUGUUGCAACUUUGCACCAAAUAGCACAACAAAGAACUGAUUUGUUGACAGAAUCCAGUGUUCUUGUGGGUGGUCGCUCAUCUGUCUUCGGGAACAAGAUACCGGAAAGUGAUGAAGACGAUGAUGAUGCUGUGAAUGAGAAAGGUGCUGCUGUAUUUAGUUCCUCCUGGUUACCUGGAGUUACACCUGAGGCUAAACCUUCCAAGAAGGAAAAGAAGAAAAAGAAGAAGAGAAAGGCAGAACACCAAGAAGAGAUAGCUUCAGAUGAAGAUGUUGUGGAGGACCUCGUACUCAGUUCUGAAGAAGAUGGAUCAGAGGAUGACUCUUCUUCUGAUGAAGACGAGAGUCCGAAAUCAAUGCCUAGUAAACAGCCGAGUAAUAAUCAGCGGAAACGUUCUACAAACUUGUCAAAGAAGAAAUCUCUUCCGAAGAAGUCAAAGACGAAAUCUUCAGCAAGCGACUCCCCUUCCAAAGUUAAUGUUGACAAUGCUAAACCUACGCCUUCUAAACAGCAUAGAAAGAAGCAAAAAGCACCUGCAAACUUGUCAGAAAAGGAUGUACCAUCUCAGGCAAAGAAGUCUAAGAAGAGGAAGAAAAGUAAUUGA
Molecule: messenger RNA, 2334 nt
Organism: Dovyalis caffra
Lineage: Eukaryota; Viridiplantae; Streptophyta; Magnoliopsida; Malpighiales; Salicaceae
Source: the annotation of a GenBank genome assembly